AUGUCGUAUAGGGAAUUAUAUCAGAAUCUAUUUAAUGCACACGUGGUUUCCCCUUACCACUUGAAACCUCUGCAGUCUCUGUACCCCAAGUGGUAUGAUGCAAACGCACAAUGCGAUUAUCAUGCAGGAAUCGCAAGGCAUUCUAUAGAACAUUGUACGGCGUUCAAAAAGCUGGUAGAAAGACACAUAAGCAUGGGUAUUGUUAAAGUGGAUGAUUCGCCCAGUAUAGAGAAUCUGUUACCUAAUCAUAAUGAAAAUGAAGUGAACAUGAUAGGAGGUAACAUGGGUAGGGAAAUCAAAGAGGAUAUCGUAAUAGUGAAGAUUCCUUUGAGAUGGAUCUGGAAGAAGAUGGUAGAAAGAGGGUUGCUGGAAAUGGAGUUUUAUGAAGAAGUUAAGGAGGAGGAGAGUAUUUGCACAUUCGAAUCCACAAAGGUUCCAAGAGUAACUCAGCCUGUGGUCAUCAUCUCGCGGCCAAGGAAUGAUGAAGUGAGAGCGCCAGUAAUGCCAAGAAUCAUAAUAAAGAAACUUGUAACCUUUUCUUACCAAGAUAGUAGGAAGGUUCCGUGGAACUAUGAGUGCAAUACAACUGUCCCUGGAAUAGAGACUACAAAGGACCAGGAUGUGAGUGCCAAUCCAGAACAUGUGAAAGGAAGGGCCAUGAUAGUGGAACAAGAGGGGGAAAUAGCUAAGCCUGUGUUGUCUAUCAACGAGCCAGUGAAAGAGGAAGAAGCCAUGAAAUUCCUUAAAUUCUUGAAGCAUAGCGAGUACAAUGUUGUCGAACAGUUGCAUAAACAACCGGCUUGCAUAUCCGUAUUAACCUUGCUCUUGAAUUCAGAAGUAUACCAAAGUGCGUUGAUGAGGAUGUUAAAUGAGACCUAUGUGGCCGAUGAUAUUUCUGUCAGCAAGUUAGAUCGGUUGGUCAAUAAUAUCAGAGUGUUGAUUGACAAUGGAUCAGCUUUGAACGUGUUGCCAUUAUUCACACUCAACAGGCUUCCCAUAGACAGAAGACCGUGGAUACAUUCGGUGGGGGCAGUACCGUCAUCAUUACAUCAGAAGCUGAAAUUAGUGUCAGAAGGUCGGCUAGUGAUAAUAAAUGCCGAAGAGGAUAUAAUAGCAGCUGUAUCCAAUGAGAUGUCGUACGUGGAGACUAGCGAUGAGUCAGCAGAAUGUUCAUUUCGAUCUUUGGAGUUUGUAAAUGUGGCAUUUGUUCCUGAAGGAAGCAAAGUUUUGGUGCCUAAAUUAUCCAAAACUACAAAGAUGGGGUUGGGGAGAUACCUUCAAGGGAGGAUUGAGUUUCCAGUACUGAAAGGAAAGCAAGAUCACUUUGGCUUAGGAUACAAGCCAGACAGAGGACAGAGAAAGAAGGAGUUAGAAAAAAGACAGGAAAGAAAAAGGGCGUGUCUAAGUGGGGAGGAAACCAAAUGGGAGCCAAUGAUAAUUCCACACGUAUCCAAAACCUUUGUAUCUGGAGGAGUUAUUCAUGCUGAGAGAAAGAUACCGAUUGAGGAAAGCAUUGAAGAGACGUUGGGAGAUAUGCACAUCAAUGCCAUUCAUGAGCAUCUGAAUGAAGAGAGGAGCUGGUUAGAUAUUCGUCCUUAUGAGCCUGGGAGAUUUAAGCCCAGAUUUAGGCAUAAGGGGGUCGAGAAGGCCAAACCGGGGAUUUUUCCCCUUUUUCGGCCACCGCAGACGGUGGUGCCGGCGCCGGAGAUCGCCGGCCGGCGCGGUGGCCCACGAAGGGCCGAUGACCGACCGAUGGCCGGAGGACAGAGGGGCUGA
Molecule: messenger RNA, 1776 nt
Organism: Gossypium raimondii (Peruvian cotton)
Lineage: Eukaryota; Viridiplantae; Streptophyta; Magnoliopsida; Malvales; Malvaceae
Exons: 6
Coding region: 1-1776 (591 amino acids)
Source: RefSeq, a predicted model, not a curated record